Salvia miltiorrhiza (redroot sage) is the source of this 1485-nucleotide messenger RNA. RefSeq lists its product as uncharacterized. NCBI's taxonomy places the organism in Eukaryota, Viridiplantae, Streptophyta, Magnoliopsida, Lamiales, Lamiaceae. The record is from RefSeq and is a predicted model, not a curated record. The transcript has 5 exons. The coding region runs from base 564 to 1208 and encodes 214 amino acids.
UCGUCUACGCAAGUGCAGAAUCACAAUACAUUUCAUCAAAUAAUCCCAAAAACGUUGAAAAAAAAAGAAAAGCAAGAGAACCAAAAACAGUAAAUGGAGAAGUUUCUGGAGACAGACUACUAUAAAAAAUAUCUACCUCAACAUCCAAUCCCAGCCGUUAAAUCCCUUAAAACCCACAAAUUUCCUUUUCUUUUAGCAUUUAUUUGUUUUCUUGGAAUUAUUCAUGACAUUCACUUCUAAUUCAGUAUAAAAACACCAUGCUCCUUAAUAUGAUUACCUCUGCUUCUGGAGACUUCUCAAGAGAGAGAGAGAGAGAGAGAGAGAGAGAGAGAGAGAGCUGUUUGUUUCUCUCUCUGCAACACUUGCAAAUGGUUGCGUCUCGUAGUGAUCUUUUAGCAUUUAUGGAGUAGUAACAAAUAAUAGUAUUAUUUUUGUAUUGAAAAAUAUUUUAGUAUGUGUACUCACUUUCUACUAUAUAUGCAUAAUAAGCACACACGCAUUUGCUGAAAAGAGAAAAAAGAUUGAGUUUUUAUUUUUGUUGUGGAGUUUGAUUGAGGUUAAUUAUGGCUGGUGGAGAAGAUAAAAGCAGUGAUUUUUAUGCUGUUUUGGAGUUGAAAAAGGAAUGCACAUCAGCAGAGCUAAGGCAUGCCUACAAGAAACUAGCUCUGAAAUGGCAUCCGGAUCGGCUCUCUGCUUCUGGGAAUUUGAAGUAUGUAGAUGAGGCCAAGAAGAAAUUUCAAGCUAUCCAGCAAGCAUAUUCAGUGCUUUCAGACAGCAACAAAAGGUUUCUGUACGAUGUAGGAGUUUAUGACUGCAACGACGACGAAGACAAUAAUGGGAUGGGUGAAUUCUUGAAUGAGAUGGCGACAAUGAUGAGCCAAACUAAAUGCCAAGAGGGCGGGAAUGAGACUUUGGAAGAACUUCAACAACUAUUCGAUGAGCUCUUCGAGAGCGACAUUGAUGCCUCCGGUAGCUCGUCUCGAUCAGCUACACCCCCAACAACGUGCACCUCGUCAUCAUCCUCGGCCUCAGGAAACGAGGCCUAUGGCAUCUCCAACAAGAGGAACUCAAAUGAGACGAGGCUCGGAAAUUUGGAAGCUGGGGCUUCCCAUUUCGAAGGGUUUUGCUUGGGCACGGGUGGAGCGUCGGGAAAACACUCAGGCGGAGAGAGCAGCCGGAGAAAGAAUGCACGAAUAGGUCGAAGGUAGUAUGUGAUCGGGAAUCUCGACCUAGCUCGUGUAUAUCUGAUGCCAUCACUAUAUAAGGUCAGAGUCCAACCAAUUUUCAUCUCUAGAUAUUUAACGAAGAUUCGAAUUCACAACGAUAAUGAUUGGAUUAAGGUUUAUCAUAAUCUUUAGGUUUUAAUGGCCUUUAGAUUGUGAGGUUAGAUCUCCCUUUGUAACAUUGUUGUAUUGGUAUUGUAUUCUUGUAUUUCCGUAAGUUUUUAUUAUAUCUAUGCAAUUAAAUGGUUAAUUGCCUUCUUUA